Molecule: messenger RNA, 2008 nt
Organism: Scheffersomyces amazonensis
Lineage: Eukaryota; Fungi; Ascomycota; Pichiomycetes; Serinales; Debaryomycetaceae
Exons: 1
Coding region: 165-1985 (606 amino acids)
Biological process (GO): carbohydrate metabolic process
Source: RefSeq, a predicted model, not a curated record
UAUAAUUAGUGUAUACUGUGUAUAAUUAAUGUAUGCUGUGUAUAAUUAACUGAUAUGGUGGGGAAAUAACAUCCACGCAUCAAUAGUUUAAUUUUCCAAUAUACCAAUAUGCUCAAUGAAGAUAACCACUACUUAAGAGAACAAGAAUCCCUAAUAUCUCCAAUAUGGCUCCAUUAACACCAUUAAGGAGAUCACGAUUACCCAGAUUAGCCAUAGGACUUGUUGGAUUAUUUAUAAUAUAUUCCAUAAUUCGAAAUUCUGGAAUAGAUAAUAAUUCUUCAUAUAAUGGACCCGUUGAUGAAAUUACGGAAUUUGUUCAACUUGAUAAAGAACCAAUUCCUAUAAUUCAUAAUAAACUUUCAAAUAAACAAACUCCUCAUAAGUAUGAUGAAAUCAAUGAAGAAUUUUUAAAAGCAAUGGAUAAAGCAACAAGUAAAUGUAUAGAUUAUGUUGAAUAUUCACAAAUUAAACAUGCACCAUUUUCUCAAGGUAAAUAUGAAUAUCCUUAUAUGAGACCACCACCAAAAUGUCGAACUUUUACAUCAUUAGCAGUUGAAAAAUUAAUUGAAGAUUUAAAAUUAAAAGUAUUUGAUAAUGAUUUAGCCCGAUUAAUAGAAAAUACAUUACCCAAUACUUUAGAUACCACAAUUUUAUGGCAUAAAUCUUCAUUAAAUAAUAAACAAGAAAUAAAUCCUCAAACAUUUGUUGUAACUGGUGAUAUUCAUGCUGAAUGGUUAAGAGAUGCGGCUAGACAAUUAUCAAUAUAUCAACCAUUAAUAAAACAUGAUAAUAAAUUAAAAGAAUUAAUUAAAGGAGCAAUUAAUACUCAAGCAUUUUAUAUUACGAUUUCUCCAUAUUGUAAUGCAUUUCAUCCACCUCCAACUUCAGGAGUUAAAAAGGGUAAUACAGCUUUUGAUCAAGUAUUCCCAAGACCUGAUUGGAGACAAGUAUUUGAAUGUAAAUAUGAAAUUGAUUCUUUAGCAUCUUUCUUAACUUUAACCAAUGAUUAUUAUGAAAAUUCUAAUGAAGAUCUUUCAUUUCUUAAUGAACAAUGGCUUAAUGCAUAUGAAAAAUUAUUAAUAGUAUUUAGAAGAGAAUCAAAACCUUCAUUUGAUGAAAGAACAGGUGAAGCAAUGAAUUAUUAUUAUUCAUUUAAAAGACAAACAAAUAUAGGUAGUGAAACUUUACCAUUGGGAGGAGUUGGAAAUCCAGUUAAUUUUGGUACGGGAUUAAUUAGAAGUGCCUUUAGACCAAGUGAUGAUGCAACAAUACUUCAAUUUUUCAUUCCAGGAAAUAUUCAUGCAUUAACAGAAUUAAGAAGAGCUCGUAAAAAUUUCUUAAGAGAAGAUAUUGAUAUUGGAAUUAAUAUUUCUGAACUUUUAAUGGUAACUGAUGGAUUUAUUAAAGAUAUUGCUCAAGGAAUUGAAAAAUUUGGUAUUGUUGAUCAUCCAAUUUAUGGUAAAGUUUAUGCUUAUGAAGUUGAUGGAUAUGGUGGAAAUAUAUUUAUGGAUGAUGCAAAUAUACCUUCAUUAUUAUCAAUUCCUGAUAUGGGAUUUACAAAAAUAGAUGAUCCAAUUUAUCAAAAUACUAGAAAAAUGAUUCUUCUGAAAUCAGGUAAUCCUUAUUAUUUACAAGGUUCUGCCUUUAAGGGAAUUGGUGGACCACAUAUUGGGAUUCAUAAUGCUUGGCCAAUGUCAUUAUUAGUAAGAAUUAGAACAACUAAUGAUGAUGAAGAAAUUAAACAAAGUUUAAAAUUAGUUAUGGAAACUACUGCUGGUUUAGGAUUAAUUCAUGAAAGUGUUAAUGUAAAUUCUUAUGGUGGUAGAGAUUUUACUCGUCCAUGGUUUGCUUGGUGUAAUUCUGAAUUUGGUAAAACCAUAUUACAUUUAGCUAAAUAUAAACCGCAUCUUAUUUUCAAGGAUGAAUGGAGUUCUCAACCUUAUAAUAUAGAUGCAAUUUUAUCAUCGACAAAUCCUGACAAUUAAAGUUUUAUUUAGUUAUAUUAUAU